AUGACAUCACGAAAUUCGACGAUUUUUUAUUUCGAAAAGCCGGCAAUUUGUGGCGAUGAGAGCUGUGAUCAAGCUUGCUGCAAUCAGAGGUUUGAAUAUUUUUUCUAAUUUCUCGGAUUUCGGUAACAGGGACGGGACGUUUUUUGAGCAAUUCUGGGGAUCACUUAAGAGUGCUGAAGCUACUGAAGUGGCCACUAGAAUCGCUAAGAAAUAUCCGGAUUUUUUUUUUUACCGAAGUCCAUGUCCAGUACCUUCAUCUGGUAAAUUAAUAAGUAAAAGAACUUUGAAUUGGAUUAUUUUGAUUAGGACUUUUUUUCGCUCGAGGUCUGAUUGGUCGAUUUUUCGAGCUUCAAAAUCAAAAUUAAGGGCAGGAGCUGAUGAUUAGGAAUCUGAAAAAUUUUGUUGGAUCUUAACUGGGGCAUUUUUAAGAGAGCUAUACAUUUUUGAGUUCGAAAAUGCCAUUCUAGUAGGUUAGAAAAAUAGAUAAAACAGCUUGAGCCAUCGAGAAAGGGUCCUGACGCGAUAAUGCACGAGACAGUGCCUGACUCGUGGAGAGCGCAGACAGGCCACGCCCUCUUAGCUAGCCUUGAAUCGGCUUUAAAAUGAUGGAAGGAAAAUGUUGCAACUUAUCUUUUUCAGACGAAUUAUCGGUCUCCUGCUGAUUCUAACGGCUUUCCUGGCUUCCUGCACCUUAUAUGCCUGUAUCAACAACACAGCGAUCCCGGUCCGGAGAUUCGUUUCCGAUUGGAAAUACCGGAUACGAAAAAUAUCCAGACGCGAGCUACCCCAAGACGUCUUUAUUUGA
Molecule: messenger RNA, 805 nt
Organism: Caenorhabditis auriculariae
Lineage: Eukaryota; Metazoa; Nematoda; Chromadorea; Rhabditida; Rhabditidae
Source: the annotation of a GenBank genome assembly